UAAACAUACAGUAUUUUUACUAAGUAAAAGUGGUUAACUUGGCUGAAGAAAACAUAGAAAAUUAGCUUAACAUUUUAAAUUGCAUUGUAUUGAAUGGAAGGAAGGCUGUUUGUGUGCUGUAAUGUAGUGGAUCUUACAAAUUCAAAUUUAAGAAGAUGUAAUUGGGUUUUUGAAAAUGUUUUAUCCAACAGAGUCCUUUGAAUCAAAGGAGUUCCUGGUGGCAAGAAAGACCUUGCAGGAGACCCAAAACUUGCCCAUUUACAUACCAGUUAAUUGCAGCACUCUGCAAGAGCAAGUUAUGAAUGACAAUGAGAACAUACAGCCAGAAGUAAUAUCCUUGCAUGUAAAUAGGGUGCUGCCUCUGCUGCUGCAUGGUCAAAUUGCUGUUUCUGGUGUUGAUUUUAUGGGUGUUUAUCAGAAUGAAAAUCACCUCUUGCUGAAAAGAAAGUGUGAACUGGAGACUGUGGCCCCAACAAAAAGGUUUAAAUGCAGCAACUGCAGGGAGAUCAUCACCUGUGCAGGAUGUGGUGCAUUUGCCAAACAGAACAAGAGGGGAAGACCAAAAGGAUCCAAGAAUAAGAUGACCAAAGUGGAGAGAUUGCAUUGCAAUUUUGAAGCUGCCGUGAAGGAGAAAAAGCUUAUGCAGCAUUUGAAUGAUAUAGUGCCAAAAGGUAAAAUGCCCAGGUUCAGGUGCAUCAGCAGACCCAACAUAUCAGCAACUGUAUCAGAAUCAUCAUCAUAUCCAAACUCAAGUUGGUCUAGGGACUCUCAGAACAAGAAAAUCAAUCUAAUAUCACAAUACAGUUUAUUUCCUACAAAUAACAACAAUAAUAUUGAAAUUGCAAAUAAGGAAAGCCAUGAUAGCAAUAACAAUAAUAAUAUUUUUCUAGAAGAUUUUCCUGAAGUCUUUGACUUAAAUGAAGGAAGCAAGUGCGAUACAUUUGACUUUGACGCGUUGGAUUCCUUAUUGGAAAGUCUUCCACUGCAAAAUGAUAAUAAUGAUAGACCAAUUACUACUCCAAACACUAUAGAUACGCCGACGAGUAGCGACAAUUGUUCAAUUGACAAGACCUUGGAUUUCACGAGUGUUACAAGUGACGAAGUAGACACGAAAAUUGAAAACCUUCCCUGGUAUAAAUCGACCGAAGAAUGUAAAUUAAUUCGAAACUACGGGAAAGUCAGUAACGAACGAUUCGAGAGUCUUAUGGAUAAUCAAAUAAGUCUGAUAUCUGGAAUGCUCAAGUCUGUGGGAGAGGUCUUUGAAAAACGUAAUAUAUCAAUGUCGGCAAUUCUCAAAUGCCAUGAAAAUAAGCCUACUUAAUAAUAUAUAAGAAUAUAUAUAGUUAUAUUUUUCUAAAGAAUUGUUCCUUUUGUUAGCUACGCUUAUG
Nicrophorus vespilloides is the source of this 1388-nucleotide messenger RNA. RefSeq lists its product as uncharacterized. Lineage: Eukaryota; Metazoa; Arthropoda; Insecta; Coleoptera; Silphidae. The transcript has a single exon. The record is from RefSeq and is a predicted model, not a curated record. Bases 176 to 1321 code for a protein of 381 amino acids.